AUGGAAGGGGGAAGGAGAAUAUCGGCAAGUCCUCGGCCUUGCAAUGGUAGGAGGGUGGUAGCGAAGAAACGACCUCGUGUUGGUGGCGUGGAUGGGUUCGUCAACAGCGUUAAGAAGCUUCAGAGGCGCGAAAUCAGCUCCAAGCGUGACCGUGCUUUCACUAUGAGCGAUGCCCAAGAGAGGUUUCGCAAUAUUCGCCUCCAGGAGGAAUAUGAUACGCAUGAUCCAAAAGGUCACUGUGCCAUGGUUCUGCCUUUCUUGCGAAAGAGGUCAAAAAUUAUUGAGAUUGUAGCAGCGCGUGACAUUGUGUUUGCUCUUGCGCAAUCUGGUGUUUGUGCAGCAUUUAGCCGAGAAACCAACCAGAGAAUAUGCUUUCUGAAUGUCAGUCCCGAUGAAGUGAUAAGAAGCUUGUUUUAUAACAAAAACAAUGACUCACUUAUCACUGUUUCAGUUUAUGCUUCAGACAAUUUCAGUUCCUUGAAAUGCAGAAGCACUAGGAUUGAAUACAUACGAAGAGGUAAACCAGAUGCUGGCUUUGCUCUUUUUGAAUCAGAGUCACUGAAAUGGCCUGGUUUUGUAGAGUUCGAUGAUGUAAAUGGGAAGGUUCUCACUUAUUCUGCACAGGAUAACAUAUACAAGGUGUUUGAUCUGAAAAACUACACAAUGUUGUACUCGAUAUCAGAUAAGCAUGUCCAAGAGAUUAAGAUUAGUCCUGGAAUCAUGCUGUUAAUUUUUACUAAAGCUAGUAGCCACGUUCCUCUUAAGAUCCUGUCCAUAGAGGAUGGUACUGUUCUCAAAUCCUUCAACCAUCUCCUUCAUCGGAAUAAGAAGGUGGAUUUCAUCGAACAGUUCAAUGAAAAGCUUCUUGUAAAGCAAGAAAAUGAGAACCUCCAAAUUCUUGAUGUUCGUAAUUUUGAGCUGACAGAAGUUAGCAGAACUGAGUUCAUGACACCAUCAGCCUUUAUAUUUCUGUAUGAGAAUCAGCUAUUCCUGACGUUUCGAAAUCGAACUGUGGCUGUUUGGAAUUUUCGGGGAGAACUUGUAACUUCUUUUGAGGAUCAUCUUUUGUGGCAUCCCGACUGCAAUACCAAUAACAUAUACAUUACUAGUGACCAGGAUCUUAUUAUUUCUUACUGCAAGGCUGAUUCUGAUGAUCCAUUGUCUGAAGGAAAUGCAGGUUCCAUCAAUAUCAGCAAUAUUUUAACUGGGAAAUGCCUUGCUAAAAUAAGAACAAGCAACAACAAGGAAAUUGAGUGCAGCUGUAGUGGUGAGUGUUGUGGCAGCAGCUGCAAUUCAAAGAAGCGGGCCCUUUCAUCCAGAAUUAGAAGUACAGUUGCAGAAGCCUUGGAAGAUAUUACUGCUCUCUUCUACGACGAAGAGCGGAACGAGAUCUACACGGGCAAUAGGCUUGGUCUAGUUCAUGGGGCUCGGCUUCUUUUUUGCCCACCUCACUCCGACUCUGAUGAUAAAGUUGAGUUCGUGUGGACACUUUACCUGGAUUGUAAGGCUCGCAAUAUCUUGCUACUAUUAACCAUCAUAUCAUAUAUGGCGGGCAUGAGUGGAGGCGACAGCCUUGCGAUUUGGUAA
Molecule: messenger RNA, 1587 nt
Organism: Prunus armeniaca (apricot)
Lineage: Eukaryota; Viridiplantae; Streptophyta; Magnoliopsida; Rosales; Rosaceae
Source: the annotation of a GenBank genome assembly